Chenopodium quinoa (quinoa) is the source of this 2823-nucleotide messenger RNA. RefSeq lists its product as uncharacterized. The coding region runs from base 1 to 2823 and encodes 940 amino acids. Gene Ontology annotation, biological process: DNA integration. Gene Ontology annotation, molecular function: nucleic acid binding. The transcript has 5 exons. NCBI's taxonomy places the organism in Eukaryota, Viridiplantae, Streptophyta, Magnoliopsida, Caryophyllales, Amaranthaceae. The record is from RefSeq and is a predicted model, not a curated record.
AUGAUUAUUCAAAGCUUCUACGACGGUCUCACUCCUACCUCAAGGGCCAAUCUUGACAACGGAGCCGGUGGUAGUCUUAAAAAGCUACCGGUGGAAGAAGCCGAGAAUAUGAUUGAAGAAGUUGCAAGGCAUUACGCCUAUAGAUAUGAUAGAAGAGAAAGUCAACCGAAGAAGAAAGGUAUGCAUGAGUUGAGUGCAAUAGAUCUCAUUGCCUCAAAGUUUGAUAUGCUAGCUCACAAGCUAGACCAAGCAACCUCCUCAAGCGGUACCUCCUCUUCACAACCACAACCACAAGUCAUGUCUUGUGAGACUUGUGAGGGUAAUGAUCACAUGGCUUCAUAUUGCAAUGCUACUAAUGAGCAAGUUGCGGCCGUGAACCAAAGAAAUGAGCAACCUUUCAAUCAAGGGAAGAGCAAUGCAGAAAUGAGCUCCAACAUCCAACAACUUCAAGCGCACAACAAAAUAAUUGAGAAUCAACUAGCUCAAAUUGCACAACAAGUUGGGAGUUCUACCUCCAAUGCUAGUGGUCAAUUUCCAAGCUCAACGGUUGUGAACCCGAAGGAGCAUGUCAAGGCUAUCACAUUGAGGUCCGGGAGAGGGUAUGAAGGUCCGGUAAUGAGUGAAGAUGUGCCACAAAAGAGAGAUGAGGGUGUGGAGGUGAGAAUUGGUGAGAUGAAGCCAACAAGAAUCUCAAUACAACUAGCCGAUCGUUCGGUUAGAUUACCAAUGGGAAUACUUGAAGAUGUACCGGUACAAGUGGGAAGAGUUUUUGUACCUUGUGACUUUGUGGUGAUGGAAAUGGAGGAGGACAACAAGGUUCCUCUCAUUUUGGGAAGGUCGUUCUUGAACACGGCGGGAGUGGUAAUUGAUAUGAAACAAGGCAAGCUAACAUUGAAUGUGGGAGAUGAGAAAUUUUCUUUCUCAUUCUCGCAAGCCAUGAGGAAGCCUAUGUAUGAGGAUAUCAAUAGAAUCAAUACUCUUGACCGAGAAGUGGAGGAAUUGAAGAUGAUGAACAAUAGCAAAGAUACUCUACAAGCGAUCCUCACGGAAAGUUUGUACAAUGAUGAUGAUGAAGCUAAGGGGUACAAGUUGUUGCUAGACCAACCCCUACAUGGCAAGGCAAGGGAGUUUGAAGCACUUAAGGUGGAGGUAAAAGAGGAGAGGUCUACGCCUCCUCCUAAGGUUGAACUUAAACCCCUUUCCCCUUCACUUAAAUACGUUUUUCUUGAUGAUAAUGAGACUUAUCCCGUUAUUGUCAAUACCAACCUUGAUGACACUUCCCUUGAGAAACUCCUAGUUGUGUUGAGGGAGUAUAGGAGUGUCAUUGGGUAUGCCAUUGAUGACAUUAAGGGGAUAAGUCCCACGACAUGCAUGCACAAGAUUUUGCUUGAUAAUGAUCAUGACUCCUCAAUUGAGCACCAAAGAAGGCUCAACCCCAACAUGAAAGAAGUUGUUAAAAAAGAGGUUUUGAAACUUCUUGAAGCGGGCAUAAUCUACCCUAUCUCCGAUAGCAAGUGGGUUAGCCUGGUUCAAGUUGUUCCAAAAAAAGGGGGCAUGACCAUUAUCAAGAACGAUAAGGAGGGUAUUGUGUUGGGACAUGUUGUUUCUAGUAGGGGCAUUGAGGUUGAUCGUGCCAAAAUUGAGGUUAUUGAGCGCCUCCCUCCCCCCACUAAUGUGAAGGGUAUAAGGAGUUUUCUUGGACACGCGGGUUUUUACCGCCGGUUCAUUAAAGAUUUUUCCAAAAUCGCUAAGCCGCUCACUCAAUUGUUGGUAAAGGAUGCCCCUUUUGUGUUUUCUAAUGAUUGUUUGCUAGCCUUUGAUAGGUUGAAGGAAGCUUUGAUCACGGCUCCCAUCAUUCAACCACCGAAUUGGGAGCUCCCUUUUGAACUCAUGUGUGAUGCUUCGGACUAUGCCGUUGGAUCUGUGCUUGGGCAAAGGAAGGAUAAAAAGCUCCAUGCCAUCUAUUACACUAGCAAAACUCUUGAUGAAGCACAAAGAAACUACACAACGACUGAAAAAGAGCUCCUAGCCAUCGUCCAUGCUAUCGAAAAGUUUAGGUCUUACUUGGUGGGCUCCAAAGUUAUAGUCUUCACCGACCAUGCGGCUUUGAAGUACUUGCUGUCCAAGAAGGACGCUAAACAAAGGUUGAUUAGGUGGGUCUUGCUCUUACAAGACUACGAUAUAGAAAUUCGGGACAAGAAGGGUGCCGAGAAUGUAGUAGCCGAUCAUCUCUCACGGCUACCGAUCGUAGAAGGUGAAAUUGAAGCUUUGCCAAUUGAUGAUUCAUUCCCGGAUGAUCAAUUAUUCGCAAUCAUUCAAGCCCCGGCCCCAUGGUUUGCGGAUAUUGCAAAUUACUUGGCUUGCUCCAUCCUUCCUCCCGACCUCACCUAUCAACAAAAGCGGAAGUUCCUCCAUGAUGUCCGCCAAUACUUUUGGGAUGACCCCUUGCUCUUUAAACAAGGUGUUGAUGGUCUUUUUAGAAGGUGUGUCCCCGACGAUGAAAUUCAUGAAGUUAUCACAAUGUGUCACUCCUCACCUUGUGGAGGACAUAUGAGUGCUAACAAGACAUUGGCGAGAAUAUUGCAAUGCGAGCUGGAAAUUUUCGAUGUGUGGGGAAUAGAUUUUAUGGGACCUUUCCCAUCCUCUUUUGGGAACAAAUACAUUUUGGUGGCCGUCGACUAUGUAUCAAAGUGGGUUGAAGCGAUUGCAUCUCCUACAAAUGAUGCUAAGGUAGUGGUCAAGUUGUUCAAGAAAGUCAUUUUCCCUAGGUUCGGUGUGCCACGUGCCGUAAUAAGUGAUGGAGGAUCGCACUUUGCAAAGUGA